Neoarius graeffei (lesser salmon catfish) is the source of this 1190-nucleotide messenger RNA. RefSeq lists its product as uncharacterized. The record is from RefSeq and is a predicted model, not a curated record. The transcript has a single exon. Lineage: Eukaryota; Metazoa; Chordata; Actinopteri; Siluriformes; Ariidae. The annotation marks the transcript as partial.
UUGUUCGCGCCGAGUCUUUUUUCCCGCGAGUGCCGGCGUUAAUUACUAAUCCUUUUUUAACUUUUUUUCUAUAAAUAAAUUUCCAGUAUCGUCUUCAUUUUUAUCAUACUGUCGCUUUCAUUUUUGUACUUUUCACUUUCGCUUUCCUUUUUCCGGUUUUUUUUUUUCCGGUUUUUUCUCUUUCUUUUUUCGGAAGAACCCCGAGACCGGAAGCUUUCUUUUUUUCUCCUCCACAAGCGGAGGCCAUCUGAUCUGCUUUAAUAUCAACAGAUCUUCAUUUAAGGUACGUGAAUCUUUUCAUCAUGGCACACCUUCAGCCUGUUCAGUGUGCUGAGUGCAGGAUGUUUAGUCAUUCUUCCUCCGUCACUAGCAAUAGCUCUAUUAGCUUUACUUGUGAUAAGUGCAGAUUAGUUAGCUCUCUGACGGAGAAGAUUUCAGUGCUAGAAGCGCGUGUCCAGGCUUUAGAGCAGGUUAGUGAGCGUGAGAACAGUGUAGUUUCUGUUAGGGAAAGUCUGGACGCCCUAGGUGGAGUUAGCAAUCCCCCAACUCCGGCAUUAGAGCCCUUACAGCGGGGCGAAUGGGUGACGGCUCGGCGGCAUAAGCGUAGAGCCAAAGCUACCGCUGAGGCUCGCCCACGGGAGCACCACUCCUCUCCGCGUCACGUGCCGAACAGGUUUGCUCUCCUUAGUGAUGCACCCACUGAGAAACCUGAAAGAGCUCUGGUUAUAGGGGACUCUAUCAUACGGCACGUGAAAUUAGCUCAGCCUUUAGGGGCACCAGCAGCUUUAGUCAGGUGUAUACCGGGAGCCAGGGCGCCGGACAUAGCAGGUAAUCUUAGGGUCCUAGGCAAGCAUAGGUUCUCAAAGAUAGUUAUCCAUGCAGGAGCUAAUGAUAUACGCCUUCGUCAGUCUGAGGUUACUAAGAGUAACUUUGUAGAGGUGUUUAAAUUAGCGAAGGCGAUGUCCGAUGCUGUAGUAUGCUCUGGCCCCAUCCCAAUGCGGUGUGGCGAUGUAGCUUACAGCAGGUUAUGGUCGCUGAACUGCUGGCUGUCCAGGUGGUGCUCUGAAAACAGUGUGGGCUUUAUAGAUAAUUGGGCUAAUUUUGAGGGCACUGCUGGCCUGUUAGGGCGGGACGGUAUCCAUCCCACUCGGGAAGGUGCUGCUCUCAUUUCCUGCAGCAUAGGUCAUAGU